AUGGCGAUCAUGUGGGGACAAAGCUGUCACAACUGGCAACGCUCUCUGCCUGACGAGGGGCCGAGCAGCCCUCCAAAUCUGGGCUUGGGCAAUGCAGAUGUGCCGCAGGUCGUGUGUCAAGCGGUUUCGAGUGUGCCAUCCGAACACGAGCUUGCAUGCACGCAGCUAUACUGCGAAAACAUAGAUGCGUUUGAGAGUGUUGUUGACGGGCUGCCUUCAACCCAAUCUUAUGGGCUGGAGGAUGAGGCAGUCGACGAAAAGAGUUGCCCAGAGAUUUUGCCACCUCGGCAGUGCAAUGAUAUGGCUUGUACCCAGGCAUAUGAAGACGAAAGCGAAGAUGAUUUCACAGCCGAUCUCUUGCAAGCUGGCAAAGCAGAGCAACCGACAGAGAUGCCCGAAGCAUCGUCAACGGAGACCAAAGCCGCAUGGAAACAGGACGAGCCUGACAAAGCGCUCAUGCCAGGCAGUGCGUGCGGCCAGCGUCCUGUUAUCAGUGGCGGCGGUGGGAUUCAGUCAUCUGCAGUGAGUGGGGCUCUUGAAUCAUGCAGGGAAGAUGCAGGGGUGGGACCCCAGGCUGCAGAGUUCUCUGAUGAGUUGGGCUGCACCCUACACUACAACACCCACGAGGGCAGUGAAGAGGCAGCUGCGCCAGCGCAUCCAGAAGCACCUGCAGCAAAUGCGGUCGAGACAAGCCGCCCUGAGAUUUUGCCGCCUCGGCAGUGCAAUGAUCUGGCUUGUACCCAGGCAUACAAUGACGAAAGCGAAGAUGAUUUCACAGCCGAUCUCUUGCAAGCUGGCAAAGCAGAGCAACCGACACAGAUGCCCGAAGCAUCGUCAACGGAGACCAAAGCAGCAUGGAAACAGGACGAGCCUGACAAAGCGCUCAUGCCAGGCAGUGCGUGCGGCCAGCGUCCUGUUAUCAGUGGCGGCGGUGGAAUUCAGUCAUCUGCAGUGAGUGGGGCUCUUGAAUCAUGCAGGGAAGAUGCAGGGGUGGGACCCCAGGCUGCAGAGUUCUCUGAUGAGUUGGGCUGCACCCUACACUACAACACCCACGAGGGCAGUGAAGAGGCAGCUGCGCCAGCGCAUCCAGAAGCACCUGCAGCAAAUGCGGUCGAGACAAGCCGCCCUGAGAUUUUGCCGCCUCGGCAGUGCAAUGAUCUGGCUUGUACCCAGGCAUACAAUGACGAAAGCGAAGAUGAUUUCACAGCCGAUCUCUUGCAAGCUGGCAAUGCAGAGCAACCGACAGAGAUGCCCGAAGCAUCGUCAACGGAGACCAAAGCAGCAUGGAAACAGGACGAGCCUGACAAAGCGCUCGUGCCAGGCAGUGCGUGCGGCCAGCGUCCUGUUAUCAGUGGUGGCGGUGAGAUUCAGUCAUCUGCAGUGAGUGGGGCUCUUGAAUCAUGCAGGGAAGAUGCAGGGGUGGGACCCCAGCCUGCAGAGUUCUCUGAUGAGUUGGGCUGCACCCUACACUACAACACCCACGAGGGCAGUGAAGAGGCAGCCGCGCCAGCGCAUCCAGAAGCACCUGCAGCAAAUGUGGUCGAGACAAGCCGCCCGGAGAUUUUGCCACCUCGGCAGUGCAAUGAUAUGGCUUGUACCCAGGCAUACAAUGACGAAAGCGAAGAUGAUUUCACAGCCGAUCUCUUGCAAGCUGGAAAAGCAGAGCAACCGACAGAGAUGCCCGAAGCAUCGUCAACGGAGACCAAAGCAGCAUGGAAACAGGACGAGCCUGACAAAGCGCUCGUGCCAGGCAGUGCGUGCGGCCAGCGUCCUGUUAUCAGUGGCGGCGGUGAGAUUCAGUCAUCUGCAGUGAGUGGGGCUCUUGAAUCAUGCAGGGAAGAUGCAGGGGUGGGACCCCAGGCUGCAGAGUUCUCUGAUGAGUUGGGCUGCACCCUACACUACAACACCCACGAGGGCAGUGAAGAGGCAGCUGCGCCAGCGCAUCCAGAAGCACCUGCAGCAAAUGCGGUCGAGACAAGCCGCCCUGAGAUUUUGCCGCCUCGGCAGUGCAAUGAUCUGGCUUGUACCCAGGCAUACAAUGACGAAAGCGAAGAUGAUUUCACAGCCGAUCUCUUGCAAGCUGGCAAUGCAGAGCAACCGACAGAGAUGCCCGAAGCAUCGUCAACGGAGACCAAAGCAGCAUGGAAACAGGACGAGCCUGACAAAGCGCUCGUGCCAGGCAGUGCGUGCGGCCAGCGUCCUGUUAUCAGUGGUGGCGGUGAGAUUCAGUCAUCUGCAGUGAGUGGGGCUCUUGAAUCAUGCAGGGAAGAUGCAGGGGUGGGACCCCAGCCUGCAGAGUUCUCUGAUGAGUUGGGCUGCACCCUACACUACAACACCCACGAGGGCAGUGAAGAGGCAGCCGCGCCAGCGCAUCCAGAAGCACCUGCAGCAAAUGUGGUCGAGACAAGCCGCCCGGAGAUUUUGCCACCUCGGCAGUGCAAUGAUAUGGCUUGUACCCAGGCAUACAAUGACGAAAGCGAAGAUGAUUUCACAGCCGAUCUCUUGCAAGCUGGAAAAGCAGAGCAACCGACAGAGAUGCCCCAAGCAUCGUCAUCAGAGACCAAAGCAGCAUGGAAACAGGACGAGCCUGACAAAGCGCUCGUGCCAGGCAGUGCGUGCGGCCAGCGUCCUGUUAUCAGUGGCGGCGGUGAGAUUCAGUCAUCUGCAGUGAGUGGGGCUCUUGAAUCAUGCAGGGAAGAUGCAGGGGUGGGACCCCAGCCUGCAGAGUUCUCUGAUGAGUUGGGCUGCACCCUACACUACAACACCCACGAGGGCAGUGAAGAGGCAGCCGCGCCAGCGCAUCCAGCAGCAAAUGUGGUCGAGACAAGCCGCCCGGAGAUUUUGCCACCUCGGCAGUGCAAUGAUAUGGCUUGUACCCAGGCAUACAAUGACGAAAGCGAAGAUGAUUUCACAGCCGAUCUCUUGCAAGCUGGAAAAGCAGAGCAACCGACAGAGAUGCCCCAAGCAUCGUCAUCAGAGACCAAAGCAGCAUGGAAACAGGACGAGCCUGACAAAGCGCUCGUGCCAGGCAGUGCGUGCGGCCAGCGUCCUGUUAUCAGUGGUGGCGGCGAGAUUCAGUCAUCUGCCGUGAGUGGGGCUCUUGAAUCCUGCAGGGAAGAUGCAGGGGUGGGACCCCAGCCUGCAGAGUUCUCUGAUGAGUUGGGCUGCACCCUACACUACAACACCCACGAGGGCAGUGAAGAGGCAGCCGCGCCAGCGCAUCCAGAAGCACCUGCAGCAAAUGCGGUCGAGACAAGCCGCCCGGAGAUUUUGCCACCUCGGCAGUGCAAUGAUCUGGCUUGUACCCAGGCAUACAAUGACGAAAGCGAAGAUGAUUUCACAGCCGAUCUCUUGCAAGCUGGAAAAGCAGAGCAACCGACAGAGAUGCCCCAAGCAUCGUCAUCAGAGACCAAAGCAGCAUGGAAACAGGACGAGCCUGACAAAGCGCUCGUGCCAGGCAGUGCGUGCGGCCAGCGUCCUGUUAUCAGUGGUGGCGGCGAGAUUCAGUCAUCUGCCGUGAGUGGGGCUCUUGAAUCCUGCAGGGAAGAUGCAGGGGUGGGACCCCAGCCUGCAGAGUUCUCUGAUGAGUUGGGCUGCACCCUACACUACAACACCCACGAGGGCAGUGAAGAGGCAGCCGCGCCAGCGCAUCCAGAAGCACCUGCAGCAAAUGCGGUCGAGACAAGCCGCCCGGAGAUUUUGCCACCUCGGCAGUGCAAUGAUCUGGCUUGUACCCAGGCAUACAAUGACGAAAGCGAAGAUGAUUUCACAGCCGAUCUCUUGCAAGCUGGAAAAGCAGAGCAACCGACAGAGAUGCCCGAAGCAUCGUCAUCAGAGACCAAAGCAGCAUGGAAACAGGACGAGCCUGACAAAGCGCUCGUGCCAGGCAGUGCGUGCGGCCAGCGUCCUGUUAUCAGUGGCGGCGGUGAGAUUCCGUCAUCUGCAUUGAGUGGGGCUCUUGAAUCAUGCAGGGAAGAUGCAGGGGUGGGACCCCAGCCUGCAGAGUUCUCUGCAUCGGCCCAGAACCUGCUUUUUGAGCCUGCAGCUUGUGGCGUCGGACAUGGCGCGGUGACUGCAGAGGCGGGCCUCAGCAAGGAACCGCGUCAAUCCCUGAUUCAUCAAUCACACUUGUACGGCGCCCACUACAGGCACCGUCCCUGCAUGGUUUCCGUGAUGGUGCAAACGGGUGAAACAGAUGAUGGUGACCUUGAGCGUGAAGCUGUUGCCAUGCCUUCCGUGAAGGUAGCCAACAGUGUGCCAACACUCAAGAAACCGCAGCCGCCACGGUUGAGCCUGCUGAUUCCGAAGAGGCCUCGCGAUGAAAACAUAGAGCUCGUGGAUGUGGAUGCCUACUCUGCAGCCAGUCACGCCCUGUGGGGUGGGCGCACUCCGAAGAAAGCUGCAGCGCCUUGUCUGCGCGAUUUCCUGGCGGCAAAGCAGGAGGAGGCAGAGGAGGCAGAUGAGCCGCUGCUGGGCACCGCUUUGGGCAGCAGCUCGAUGUCGCCGAUGUCGCCGAUCUCUGAAGGGCGCGGAAGCAGCCCGAAUGAUCUUUGGUGCAGCCAGCGAAGCCACGUGAAGCAAGAAGACCUUUCCGUGAAGCGCGGGCUCGAGUGCACUGCGUCCAGCGCGCCUACCACUGGGGCACCUGGGAUACGAGAUCGCUCCAGGUCUCCGCAUGCAUCAGGCCCCCAGCAACCCUUGCCUUGGGUGCCACUGGGGCCAAAGCAAGAGAGCCCUCAGCAGGUUUCCAGGGUGGAGUCGCCGGUCAGCCUGAGCACGCGCCGGGCCCUUCAUUUCGGAACGCCUUCUCCGUCUCCGAAGUACGAUGCCAGUCGCGAUGUCGUUCCUUCAUGGCUGCAGCAAGUUCGUGAUGUGAAGGGAGGGCUGAAGCCAAACACCAAGCAGGACGUCACGGCUGAGCCUUUGGAACUUGCAAAGGGCUUGCCAGCCGACGAGAUCCCAACUCCUUGCCGCGGGGCAGGUCGCGCAAGGCUGAACUCCUUGAGAUUUGGUCGAUCAAGCCGACCAGCGUCGCCCGGCUCAGAUUCGCAUUCAACUUUGGCGGCCUCUCCGCGGGUGGGUGAAGGGGCGCCAGGCACGGACGCAGCCCCGACGGCCUCCACAGCCAAGGAAAGCUCGACACCAUCGACCGCACCUGCCACUCCCACUGGGUCGCCUUCCCCUCUUGGAGCGAACGUUCUGUCUAUCCCAUCACCAGCUGCACAGGCCGAAAAGGUCGCGAAGGCGCCUGUGCUACAUGGGCUACAUGAGCCUCAAGGUGAGGUGGAAGCGCCCCCAGCGUCCCAAACGUCCCAGUGCUCUGAAGCACUUGAGCCCUUGGCAGCACCGGUGGAAAGCCUGGGCAUGUCGGUUGCACCCUUAGAAGAGUGUGAUAUACCGCAGCACGUGGAGCACGACGAGCAGGUCGAUGACGUCGAAGAUGAUGCCUCCGGAGUGAGUGCCGAGGACGUGGCUGCCGUGGCUAAGCAGGAUGAGCGUGAGGACAGCGAUGAGAAAGGUGGCAAGAGGGCCUUGGGUUCGCCGGGCUCAAGCUCGCAGGGCGAGGAUGGCCCCGAACGCCUCAGUCGUCUCAGUCAGUUUUGCUUUGCGAAGACGACCCAAGAGGAAGCACACGCGCGCCAGCGUGCGCCGAGAGGGAGCCCGGUUGCGUCUGAUGGAGCCAAGGAUGUUGAGGUAGCCAGCGCGCCUAUCAACCUCAGCCAGUUCGCGUUUGCGAAGACGACGCAAGAUGAGCAAGAUGAGGGACGUGAGGGCCAUGAGGGACGUGCGACCGGAGGGAAGGUGCACAACGUGCCCUCAGAAUCGAAGACGCCGGAAGUGGCCACCUCCGCUGAGGAGAUUCUCAGUGCCGAGGCCAGCUCAGCAUUGAGCGCGUUGGUCAGCUUGAGCGACGAUCCUCCAAAGAAGGCCGUCAAGCGAACGGCCGCCAAGAGCCAUGCCAAGGGCAGGAGCAAGACAAGUGUUCCUCCAAAGUGGCAGAGGCUGGUGAUUGCUGAGCAUGUCUUUGGAGACAUAGACGCUGUGAACCCAGAACAAUUUGCCGGCAAAGAAAUCUGUUGCAAGGAAGCAGAGGAGCUUGAACUGGGCCCUCACUGA
This is a messenger RNA of Symbiodinium natans, 6117 nucleotides long. The record is from the annotation of a GenBank genome assembly. Lineage: Eukaryota; Dinophyceae; Suessiales; Symbiodiniaceae.